CACAACAUUACCAGUCAUCUGUAGUGGGAUCAACGUCGGAUUGUUGUUCAUUCGAGAGUUCCCCAAUGCAACAAGAUAAUAUGUUAUAUGCGACGCGUCCAAACAGGCUGGAAGUCGAAUAACUGCGACUUUUGAGCAGUCGUUCCUUCAGUCUAGUCAUCUUCUCUUCAUCAAUCAACUACCGCAAAAAUGGACUGUAGGACUAUGGAUAAUGGAACCAUCUAAUGCCAGUGGGGACAGUGGGAAAAGAGCUGUAACUUCGACUUCAGAAUUCGUGAUCUUUUUAUUAUAAAACGGUAAAUGUAGAGCGUUUCCUUCCGCCCGAUACAUCACCCCUUCAGGUUUUUCUUCAAGGUACCUUCCUCAGGAGAAGACUCGAACGGUGGACAACAUGAAAAACUCCUUCUCUACGCUCCCACUCCUCCUCCUAUCUUUCCUCCUCAUUUCCGGAGUUCAAGCUGAUGGCGGCUGCCCAGACGGUUACGAGCCGAUCAUACUCGAUGGAGAAGCUAUAUGCGAGGAGAUUAUUCACAGAUGCGUUGGUGGUGAGGAACGGCGCUACGUUGACAGUAACAACGCACGUCUCUGCUGUGACCCUAGAGAACAGUUGGUGAUCUACGACGAAGAGUCUCGUGCCGGUGUGUGCUGUGGUUUUGACCAGAUUUACACCGGGAUCAAACCCAACGGCAAAUGCUGCCCACCCAAAUCUGCCUUGAACAAAGACGGAGCGUGUAUCCCUACGCCAACACCCUCUAGCUGCCAAGGUUGCCCCGCUCAACAGCCAGGUGCAUGUCAGUUGAAGGUUACUUGCGGAGACGCCACGACUAGUGGAUUACAGUUUGGAAAAUGCUAUCAGUUGUUGUACCCUAACGGACAACAACUUGGAAGAGGCGCGUUCAACGCCGAGCACAUAGAUCAGUAUGCUCAGGGCGGCUACAUCCAAAACAUCCCAUUCCAGAUCUGCAAGGCGCCGACGGAUUGCGGAACUGGACCUGUCAGGGCUGUGGAUAAGUUCUACCUUAAGGAUCUCAUUGGACCGGCUGAUGGUUCAGCAACUUACGGUUGGAUUGGUUGGCCCGGCUUCUCCGGAAACCAUAUGGUUCUCACCACGAGCAACACCCCUGCUGAUAUCAACCAGUUCCAGGGGAAAACAUCGUGCUCUUCUUGCAAGUGCGUCGUACAACUCCGCGCUGUGGGACCUGCUUGCCCGGCCAUUCAGCCGGGUAUCACCAUCCAACUCAAUAAGAAAGUGACUUUGAAGUUGCAGUUCUUGGAGGUCCCGUGCAACGGAAAAUUCAACUUCCCAGUCUGAUUUGCUGAUUAUCUUUUAUCAUGGUUCCGAAAAGUUCUUUUUCCCUAGAAAAAAUGAAGAGAUUUUCGC
Molecule: messenger RNA, 1381 nt
Organism: Marasmius oreades (fairy-ring Marasmius)
Lineage: Eukaryota; Fungi; Basidiomycota; Agaricomycetes; Agaricales; Marasmiaceae
Exons: 7
Coding region: 392-1312 (306 amino acids)
Source: RefSeq, a predicted model, not a curated record